CAAAACACUUCCUAGUAACUGUAAUCCUAUGACGCAUUCUUGGGGAUUUACUACAUUUUAUUAUUUGUAUAUAAGCAAACGAGUUGAUUAUCUACCAUCAGUUUAUUGUUUGGUGCCAUACAGGAACGUUGUCUUGAAAAUGUUAUUAAUAGGAGUCGUUACAAUUAUUGCGAGCUGUGUCCCCAUCAGCUUCGCGUUGCCCCCAUGCGUCUGCACGCGAGGUUUCAGCCCAGUUUGUGGUUCUGAUGGCACCACAUACAAUAACCAAUGUAUGCUUGAUUGUGCUGCCACCAAAAACCCAGACCUCAAACUCGCUGGACCAGGCAAAUGCGACACUCGUGAGAAACGUGAGGAACCUCUAUGCCCAUGUAAUGCUAAUCUUGAUCCGGUUUGCGGGACAGACGGCGAGACGUAUGCCAACGAAUGCAUACUCGACUGCCAGAAACAACAAACCAAUGUUGAGGUUAAAUACCAAGGUCCUUGCAAGGUUAAAAGGGAAGAACCAAUCUGCUCCUGCUCCUUCGAUUACAAUCCAGUCUGUGGGACCGAUGGUCAAGGGCAAAAAACCUACGGCAAUCAAUGUGAACUCGAAUGCUUUCAGAGAACCCAGGCCGUGGAGUUCUUAUAUGAAGGCCCAUGCAGAAACAAGAGAGAGGAGAUCCAGGUCGCCCCAGGACCCAUAUGUCUUUGCACUACAGAGUUGAGACCAGUAUGCGCCAGUAAUGGGUUGACGUACGACAAUCCCUGUGUGUUUGACUGUGCAAAAGAAUCAAGCACGCUGGAGGUGUUGCAUAUCGAGCAUGAGGGCAUAUGUGCCCCCAAAAAGGUCGUCAUUGGCGAAGGUGGCCCACAGUGCUCAUGUCCGAAAGUAGAGGAACCCGUUUGCGGCUCUGAUGGUCAGACCUAUUCCAGCGAAUGUUUGAUGAAUUGUGAAGCCAAAGAAUUGACGGUCACCCGUAACGGACCGUGUUAAAAUAUAUCUCAGCAAAAAAGUUGGGGAGUUUUUAGGUUUCUUUCUACUAAAACGGCCAAGCCAAGGAAAAUAUAGCCAUCCCUGAACUUUGUGUCUCUCUAUCUCUAUAUCAUAAGGUGAUAUAAAUAAAACAUUUUUUUAUAAAGAA
Pieris napi is the source of this 1121-nucleotide messenger RNA. Its product is annotated as serine protease inhibitor dipetalogastin-like. The coding region runs from base 29 to 973 and encodes 314 amino acids. The record is from RefSeq and is a predicted model, not a curated record. NCBI's taxonomy places the organism in Eukaryota, Metazoa, Arthropoda, Insecta, Lepidoptera, Pieridae. The transcript is spliced from 2 exons. Gene Ontology annotation, molecular function: protein binding.